Cygnus atratus (black swan) is the source of this 1084-nucleotide messenger RNA. It is a transcript of the gene RPP14, whose product is annotated as ribonuclease P/MRP subunit p14. The transcript has 5 exons. The coding region runs from base 123 to 506 and encodes 127 amino acids. The record is from RefSeq and is a predicted model, not a curated record. NCBI's taxonomy places the organism in Eukaryota, Metazoa, Chordata, Aves, Anseriformes, Anatidae. Gene Ontology annotation, biological process: tRNA 5'-leader removal. Gene Ontology annotation, cellular component: ribonuclease P complex.
CCUUGCCUUCCUCGCCCUGAGGCGACGCCCCCGGGCGGCGCUCAGCCCCCCCGUCGCCAUGGCGACGGCCUUGACUCCGCGGGGCCGCCGUAGGGCGGGCGGGCGCCGCCAUCACGGGGCGGAUGGCGAGAGCGGAGCCGCCGCCGGCCGCCUUCGAGCGGCGGGUGCUGAGGAACGCGGCCGGGCACCACUACCUGCGCGUCCGUCUGGAGCUGCCCGACGGCGGGGCCCGGCCCAGCGCCGCGCAGCUGAAGCAGCUGGUGGUGGCGGCCCUGAGGGAGCUGCACGGAGAGGUUGGAGCAGCUUUGCCUGUUGAUGUCUUAACGUAUGAGGAGAAAACUCUCUCUGCAAUAUUAAGAGUUGUUAGCAGUGGCUUUGUCAAGCUGUGGAGUGCUCUAACGUUGCUGGGCUUCUACCAGAACAGAAGGUGUGCCUUUCGAGUGCUGCAGACAUCUCCGUUUCUUCUUGCGUUAUCUGGGAACAGUAGAGAACUAGUCUUGGACUGAAUGCGGUUGUUGGUUUGAUUGUAAGAAGAUGCUGCUGCUCUGCAGGUGUGGAAUUUCUAGAGGGGAUUUCCGACAAAGAGCCUUGACAAAGCUGACAGUUACAAGCUCUCUGCUUGGAUGUUCCUUACUUCAGAGUUUACAUAUAAAAGUUGGAGACAAAGCUGAACUUACUAAAGCUUUUACACAGAACGAUGUUGUUACUUUUUCUGAUUUAACAGGUGACACAAACCCUUUGCAUUUAGAUGAAGAUUUUGCAAGGAAGUCUAGGUUUGGGAGAACUAUUGUACAUGGAGUUUUGAUCAAUGGACUUAUUUCUGCAGUUUUGGGUACUAAAAUGCCUGGUCAAGGUUGUGUAUUUCUUUCUCAGGCGAUUCGAUUUCCAGCUCCUUUGUAUAUUGGAGAAGAAGUCAUAGCUGCAGCGGAAGUUAAACGACUGAAGACCUCUGUUGCACACAUCUCAGUAUCAUGUAAAGUCAAAGGAAGUGGAAAGACUGUUAUGGAAGGGAUGGUGAAAGUCAUGGUGUCAGAAAGUUAGAGCUGUUGAUCUUAUGCUACUUCACAGUAAAGGCAAAAAUACA